This is a messenger RNA of Mugil cephalus (flathead mullet), 4732 nucleotides long. It is a transcript of the gene kbtbd2, whose product is annotated as kelch repeat and BTB (POZ) domain containing 2. Bases 781 to 2682 code for a protein of 633 amino acids. Gene Ontology annotation, molecular function: protein binding. The transcript is spliced from 4 exons. NCBI's taxonomy places the organism in Eukaryota, Metazoa, Chordata, Actinopteri, Mugiliformes, Mugilidae. The record is from RefSeq and is a predicted model, not a curated record.
UGUUGUGGUUUACGUGAGAAGUCAGGUAGCUAGCAGUGGCGGAGCUAGCUUACAUUUAUUUAGCCGUAGCUUAGCUGUGUGUUUGCUACCAGCUUGACCGCUUUCUCUCUCCCUCUCUCUCUCUCUAACUUGGCUGCUGCUCUCAGUAACAAAUUAACCGCUGAGUUGGUGAUAGCACGCGCUCGUCUUUCAAUGAAUGCGCCCCACAGACCGGCUGCCUAACGUUUAAGCUACCCCGGCCGGAACCGUGGGACGAAGUGGAGCUAAAGCUGCUAACUUUAUAGCAAUGCGAGGCUACAUGGAAGCUAUCUGAUCAGAUGUGGUGGUCAGCUCAAAUACGACGACGUCUCCCUCGUUGAACAUAUACUCUGAAAGAACUCUUGAGAUGAGCACUGAUGUAGCAGUGUUGUGACAGUAGUCCUCUCUCUCUACCUCCGGUCCCCAGUGCCUCACCUCAGACAACAGACGACUCACGUGGUGAAACAGCCCCUUCCUCACCCCGGACCCCUUUGGCGUUGACACCCAGUCCCACAACCUUCUCGCCUCUUCUCAGCUUUCAGCUCAUGUCCACCAGAAGGAGCAGCGAAUAUUUUUUUUCACACAGGAGCUGAACACCUCCACUCGGACCAGUGGGGGUGUUGAAGAGUUGUCCGCCCCACCGUUUAUCCUCUUGGAUCUUGAAUAUAUUUUUAUAUAUUUUUUUUCUCCUGGUUGUCUUGAGUCCGGUUCUGCCGGCCGUGUGACUUUUCAAAACUGGGGCGCGAUUCAUGGGAUGCAACCAUGUCGGAUCUCAGUGAGCGCAGGCCGGUCAACACGGACUACGCUGUCUCCCUGCUGGAGCAGCUCAAGUUCUUUUAUGAACAGAAAUUACUGACUGACGUUGUACUGCUGGUGGAGGACACAGAGUUCCCGUGUCACAAGAUGGUCCUUGCCACAUGUAGCUCCUAUUUCAGGGCGAUGUUCAUGAGCGGCCUCAGCGAGAGCAAACAAACCCACGUCCACCUGAGGAACGUGGACCCGGCCACCCUGCAGAUCAUCAUCACCUACGCCUACACCGGCAACCUGGCCAUCAGCGACAGCACGGUGGAGCCGCUCUACGAGACGGCCUGCUUCCUACAGGUGGAAGACGUCUUGAUGCAGUGCAGAGACUAUCUGGUAAAAAAGAUAAACGCCGAGAACUGCGUGCGCAUGUUGAGCAUCGGCGACAUGUUCAGCUGCAGCGAGCUCAAGCAGAGUGCCAAGCGUAUGGUGGAGCACAAGUUCCCCAUGGUGUACCGGCAGGAGGCCUUCCUGCAGCUCUCCCACGAGCUGCUGAUAGACAUCCUGAGCAGCGACAACCUCAACGUGGAGAAGGAGGAGACGGUGCGCGAGGCGGCCAUGCUGUGGUUGGAGUACAACAUGGAGGCGCGCUCGCAGCACCUGUCCUCCGUCAUCAGCCACAUACGCAUCGACGCCCUGUCGGAGGUGACCCAGCGCGCCUGGUUCCAGGGCCUGCCGCCCAACGACAAGUCGGUGGUGGUGCAGGGCCUCUACAAGUCCAUGCCCAAAUUCUUCAAGCCUCGGUUGGGCAUGACGAAGGAGGAGAUGCUCAUCUUCAUGGAGGCCAUUUCAGAAACGUGUCAAGGCAAAGGCUACGUCAUGUCCAUGUCCGUGCCUACCACGGUAGUGUGUUACAGCCCGCAGGCGGAGAAAGUCUACAAGCUCUGCAACCCCCCAGGAGACCUGCAGAAAAUGGGAACGCUCGUCACCCCGGACAACGACGUGUUCAUCGCCGGCGGGCAGAUCCCGCUCAAAAACUCAAUCACCAACCACGGCAAGUGCGGCAAGUUCCAGGCCCUCUUCCGCUCGGUCGACAGCUUUUUCUGGUUCGACGCCCAGCAGAACUCCUGGGUCCCCAAAACCCCCAUGCUGUGCGCCCGAAUCAAGCCCUCGCUGGUCUACUGCGACGGCUACAUCUAUGCAAUCGGGGGCGACAACGUCGGCGGGGAGCUGAACAAGCGGACGGUGGAGCGCUACGACUGCGAGAAGGACGAGUGGAGCAUGAUGAGCCCGCUGCCCUUCGCCUGGAACUGGAGCACGUCGGUGGUGGCGCACGACUGCAUCUACGUGAUGACCCACGACCUGAUGUACUGCUACUUCCCCCGAGCGGACACCUGGGUGGAGAUGGCCAUGCGCAAAACCAGCCGCUGCUUCGCGUCCGCCGCCGCCUUCGGCGACCUCAUCUUCUACAUCGGCGGCCUCCACGUGGUCAGCAACUCGGGCAUCCGCCUGCCGACGAGCACCAUCGACGGCUCCUCGGUCACCGUGGAGAUCUACGACGUGAACAAGAACGAGUGGCGCCUGGCCGCCAACAUCCCCGCCAAGCGCUACUCGGACCCGUGCGUGCGGGCGGUCGUGCUGCUCAACUCGCUGUGCAUUUUCAUGCGCGAGACCCACAUGAACGAGCGCGCCAAGUACGCCAUCUACCAGUACGACGUGGAGCUGGACCGCUGGUACCUGCGGCAGCCCGUGUCCGAGCGCGUGCUCUGGGACCUGGGAAAGGACUUCCGCUGCGCAGUCGGGAAGCUGUACCCCUCCUGCUUGGAGGAGUCCCCCUGGAAACCCCCGACCUACCUCUUCUCCCCCGACGGAGCCGAGGAAUUCGAAGUAGACGGAGAGCUGGUGACCCUCCCUCACGUAUAGCUCCUGGUCUCCCCCCUCCCCCACCUCUCUGACUCUGUUACACUGAGGGAUGAACAUGAAGGGGGAGCAGGGUGCGACCGAUUUGAGAUAAAAAAAAAAAAAGGGUUUGAUGCAGGGUGGGAAAUUACCCAUUUCAAAAAAUGUGAACAUCUACCAGCCACUGACGGAAGUUUAAAUUCACCAGCCACUCGGUCGUAAAACGUUUUGUCGAAAUUCAGCGUGAUUCGGCGGGCGCUAAUUUCCCACCCUGGUUCGACGUCGUCCGUGUUGCGGAGGGAUCGCCGGACUUUCGGAGGAUGCAGCUGAUUUAACAGAGCAGCUGGAAAAAAGCGAAAAGACGCCCCCCCCCCCCCACCCAAAUACUAGUAAUCUGGAAAUUUCUCAUUUUAUUUUCCUUCUUAUUUUAUCAGCUGUGACAUCUGUUAGAUACUAUAACAUCUGUCAUACUGUUUCUACAAUGUGAUAAUCUAAACAUCAGCUGGUUUUGUGAUGGUGACGAGGUCGACGAUGCACUUAAAAAAACUGGUAAACCUUUUCGUAAAUGACAAUGGCAACUGUACCAAAAUCCCCCCCCCUUCCAGAUCGUGGUUUCCUCUCUUACCCUCUGUUACUGACGAAGGAGAAUUUACGGAAAAUCGUUGUUCAAACGUCGUAUUCUGUAGGCAUUGAAAAGUUCGCUGUUGGCUCGGCUGCAGUGUCAUAAUUUCAGAUUUCUUGAUAUAAGAAGAAGAAGAAGAAAAGACGGUCAAACUCCAAGAAGUAUUUCGUUUACAGUGUUGGAAAACAGAGAAAUGCAGCAAGUCUUUACAUUUAAGACGAACCAGAGAAUAUUUGACCUUAACGUUGAAGAGAUUUUCUUUUGCAGUUCUUAAAACAAAUAUUCCCUCACAUUCACUCACAGAUAUUUCAACAACACGGCCGUCUUCAGGAGAGGCCGGUUCUUCCUGGCCUCCUUAAAUAAAGAAUAGCAGACUCUCCAUACCAGCUACCUCUUUUACCCGUUGGUUGUUGUCUUUGUGGUGCGUUCAAAUUCAGUUUGGUCCAUGUACGAGCGGCCUGAGGCAGCGUCACAGUCGGCCUUCGUUGCUGCUAAUUCUUUGACGUGUGUUCAUACCUUAAUAUAUUAUGUUUGCAGAGGAGCGAGGGCGAGUCGCUGUUUGAACAAUCAACACGGCCGCGUCGUCUCUCCAUUGUCUAAUCAUGCCGGCCUCCGCAAACUAGCAAAGCUUUUCAUAGCCUACAGGUGCGUUCGAUUGUCCGCUGAGUGCUCCUUUUUUUUAAAAAAAAAAAACGGUUUCAUCAUAAGGUCCUGCAGAUUCAAAGGAACCAGUUUUUUGUUUUUUUUUUCCGGAUGGGAUUGAAAGGGCCGACGGGGCGUGAGAGGCGGAGGGGAGGGUUUAAAAAGAGGGCGACUGCAGGUCCAGUCGCCCGUCACCUCUCCUCCUCCCUCGUCACUCCGCCCUCCACCCUCCACCCUGAGUCCACUAUGGCGCCUCCGCAGCCUGUCCAUCAAGUCUGUUUGCACACAGAUCUUCCACACAACCAGCAGUUUACACCUCACUCUAUCCAUCGUCACAUGAUCAGCUUUUCCAAGAGGGUCUCCGCAAGUCUCCACUCACAGUACAAACAUAGGUUUCGGGCUCAUGCGUUUUUUUUUUUAUUAUUAUUAUUUGUUUCCAGGCUGCUUAAAAAAACUUUUUUUUUUUCAUAUGUUUAAAAGAACUGUUUUAGCGUGGGGGAAAAUAACCAGGUCUAUUUUGUAUUAGUGUUUUUUUUUUUUUUUUUUUUUUUUUAAUUUAAUAUCAGACAUUACUGUAGUGUGAUUGUGGGUAGAUGUCCAUUUUUCCUAUCGGAUUUCAUUUCUCUGAGUGAAUACUGAGAAAUCUUGCUGCUGAUGGGUUAUUAGAGGAGAGGGCUGGCCCAGAGCUGUUGCUAUGGAAAUCGUCCCGGCAACCACUAGCAGCAGUGGAGAAGGGGUCGGGUCGGGGAGGGGAGGGGUUCUUCCUCCAACUUUAAAAAAAAAGAAAAAAAACAGAAAAAAAAAAACAAA